AUGUAUUUACCACAGAGGAGGCGGCUACAACGGAACCGAAUCUUUUUCUUGCUUGCCAUGUUAUUGGUCUUCUCUCUUUAUCAGCUCCAGCUCAGCCCCUCUGCCCUUGCAGCAUCACACCCCAUGGACCUUGUCAAAGGGACCUUCAGGGACCUCUCCAGCACCAAGACUGCCAAAACAGGCAAUGUCACAGCAGCUCCCACAAUAAAGCACUGUAUCUACGUGGAUCCUGAGCCAACUGUGCCCAUCACUACAUCAGUGGAUAAAACACCACAACCAGAAAACAUCAGUGAAAGCAACCCAGAUGAAAAGCCACCAUAUGAGUCCAAAGGAGAAUACCCCCAGGACCUGUUCAGUGUGGAAGAACGCAGGCAAGGGUGGGUUCUGCUUCACAUCUUUGGCAUGAUGUAUGUAUUUGUGGCCUUGGCCAUAGUGUGUGAUGAGUAUUUUGUCCCUGCAUUGGGAGUGAUCACAGAGAAGUUGCAGAUCUCUGAAGAUGUGGCUGGAGCCACCUUCAUGGCAGCAGGUGGAUCAGCACCAGAACUCUUCACCUCCCUCAUAGGUGUCUUCAUCUCACACAGCAAUGUGGGCAUCGGUACCAUUGUGGGCUCAGCAGUGUUUAAUAUCCUCUUUGUCAUUGGCACUUGUGCCCUCUUCUCAAGGGAGAUACUCCACCUGACAUGGUGGCCCUUAUUUAGAGACAUCUCAUUCUACAUUGUAGACUUACUGAUGCUCAUCCUGUUUUUCCUAGACAGUGUCAUUGAUUGGUGGGAAAGCCUCCUUUUACUGACUGCCUAUGCCACAUACGUACUCACCAUGAAGCAGAACGUGUACCUAGAACAAUGGGUGAAGCAAAAGCUGAACAAGAAGCAAAAUGCUGUGCAGGCAGCAUCAGCAGAGCAUAUGCAGAAGCCUACAUCAGCCCUAGAGCGAGGCAGCAGCUCAGCCUCCCUGCACAACUCUCAAAUGCGCAGCACUGUCUUCCAGCUCAUGAUCCACACCCUGGACCCCCUGGCAGAAGCAAAAUUCAAAGACAGGGUUGACGUGCUGAGCAGCAUAGCCAAGACCAAAGCCGAGAUGCCGGCUGGACAAGGGUCAAAACCAGAAGCAGAAGAGGAAAAGAAGGCACCAAGUACUAUUCAGGUAACUCUUGCCAGUGGCCCUGAACCCAGCAGACAGAAGGCAGAUGCACCACAGGAUGGCCAGGCCUCUUCAGACAGCAAUACCUCAGAAGAGAGCAGCUCUGAGAGCGAGGAAGACAGUGAUGAUGACAGCACAGAAGACAACGGAAAGGAUGAGCCCUUAUCUCUUGAAUGGCCAGAAACGAGGAAAAAACAAGCCAUUUACCUUUUCCUCUUUCCCAUUGUCUUCCCUCUCUGGAGCACUCUGCCUGACAUUAGAAACCCAGACUCCAAAAAAUUCUUUGUCAUCACGUUUUUUGGCUCCAUCAUCUGGAUUGCUGCGUUCUCUUACCUCAUGGUGUGGUGGGCUCACCAGGUUGGUGAAACAAUUGGGAUAUCAGAGGAGAUUAUGGGGUUAACCAUACUGGCAGCAGGAACAUCCAUCCCUGACCUCAUCACCAGUGUCAUUGUUGCACGGAAAGGCCUGGGUGACAUGGCUGUCUCCAGUUCUGUAGGCAGCAAUAUCUUUGACAUCACUGUUGGUUUGCCAGUUCCUUGGUUUCUUUAUUCAGUCUUCAAUGGACUCAGUUCAGUUGCAGUCAGUAGCAAUGGUUUGUUUUGUGCAAUUGUUCUCCUUUUCCUCAUGCUCCUCUUUGUGAUUAUCUCAAUUGCUGUAUGCAAAUGGAAAAUGAACAAACUGCUGGGGCUCACUAUGUUUGCUCUCUACUUUGUGUUUUUGAUCAUCAGUGUGAUGUUAGAAGACAAGAUAAUAUCCUGCCCAGUAUCUGUAUGA
Messenger RNA from Indicator indicator, 1914 nucleotides. It is a transcript of the gene SLC24A1, whose product is annotated as solute carrier family 24 member 1. Bases 1 to 1914 code for a protein of 637 amino acids. Gene Ontology annotation, biological process: long-term synaptic depression; long-term synaptic potentiation; intracellular calcium ion homeostasis. Gene Ontology annotation, cellular component: membrane. Gene Ontology annotation, molecular function: calcium channel activity; calcium, potassium:sodium antiporter activity. The record is from RefSeq and is a predicted model, not a curated record. The transcript has 8 exons. Lineage: Eukaryota; Metazoa; Chordata; Aves; Piciformes; Indicatoridae.